Messenger RNA from Theobroma umbraticum, 2000 nucleotides. It is a transcript of the gene SCY1, whose product is annotated as SECY homolog 1. Gene Ontology annotation, cellular component: membrane. The record is from RefSeq and is a predicted model, not a curated record. Gene Ontology annotation, biological process: protein transport. NCBI's taxonomy places the organism in Eukaryota, Viridiplantae, Streptophyta, Magnoliopsida, Malvales, Malvaceae.
ACGCGCUUGCAACAGGGAUGACGUCCGACCACAGCAGGAGCCCUGGCCACUAAAUCAAUGAACUUCAUUUGCUAAUAGCCCCACAAAAACAAAAACUGUAACCCAACUAAGAGUUGGAAAUAGGACAAUGUUGAUAACGGUCAGAGAAGCUUCGUCUUGGCCUCUUAGCUUCAACCUCUCUACACUCUCUCAUCCCAAUCCCAAACCUUCUCCACUGCUCAAAGCCUAUGUUUGCAGAGCCAGUUUAACCGUCCAUAGAAAACCCAGCUCCAACCAAUCAUGGAAACUUGGUCUUCUUUCUAACAGCCAUAAAGGAUCUGUUUUUGAUCCCUUGGGUAUCAAUCCAGAUGUCUCUGGUCUAAAUGGUGUUUGGGAAAGUUUUUUAGCCUUGUUAACACCUACAUUUGAGAGUACUUCUGGUACAAAGAAGGAGAAAUCUUCUUCAGCUCGAGGAGUGGCAGCUGCAAUUGAGGACAGUUCCAUUGACUUUGGGGAUUUCUUCAAAGGCCAAUUACCCGGAAAAUUUCUCAAGCUUUUAGCGUAUUUAGCCCUGUCACGUCUUGGAGUUUAUAUACCUCUAGGUGGGGUUAACCGAGAGGCUUUUGUUGGCAAUUUGGAUCAGAACAGUCUACUGAGCACUUUGGAUUCAUUCUCUGGAGGAGGCAUUGGUAGACUUGGUAUAUGCUCCCUCGGUAUUGUUCCCUUCAUUAAUGCACAAAUUGUGUUUCAACUUCUUGCCCAAGUUUACCCUAAAUUGCAAGAUCUUCAGAAAAGAGAAGGUGAAGCAGGAAGAAAGAAAGUUCUUCAGUAUACUAGAUAUGCUUCAGUUGGUUUUGCUAUAGUACAGGCAAUUGGCCAAGUACUAUACCUUCGUCCGUAUGUCAAUGACUUUAGCACACAGUGGGUUCUCUCCUCUGUCACUCUAUUGACACUUGGUGCUGUACUUACGACAUAUAUUGGGGAAAGAAUUUCUGAUCUAAAACUUGGAAAUGGCACAUCUCUUCUAAUAUUUACAAACAUUUUAUCCUACUUGCCAGCCUCUUUUGGUAGGACAGUUGUGCAGGCAUAUCAGGAUGGUAACUACGUUGGACUUGUUACCAUCAUUAUCUCAUUCUUCCUACUGGUUCUUGGCAUUGUCUAUGUUCAGGAAGCAGAGAGGAAGAUUCCACUCAACUACGCCUCAAGAUACAGCAGCAGAAGUGGAGGACUUCAAAAAUCUGCUUACCUACCUUUUAAGGUGAACAGCUCUGGAGUGAUGCCAAUUAUAUUUUCAACAUCAUCCCUAGCUCUUCCUGGUACUUUAGCACGAUUCACUGGCAUAUCUGUGCUAAAGAAGGCUGCAGUGGCUUUGAAUCCUGGAGGAUCUCUCUACCUUCCUACCAAUAUCUUGUUGAUAGCCUUUUUCAAUUACUACUAUACUUUCCUACAACUGGACCCUGAUGAUGUUAGCGAACAACUGAAGCGCCAAGGUGCUUCAAUUCCACUGGUCCGACCUGGUAAAAGUACAGCAGCAUUUCUGAAGACGGUUCUUAGUCGGAUAUCAGUUUUGGGUUCAGCAUUUUUAGCAAUCCUGGCUGCUGGUCCUGCUGUAAUUGAGCAAACCACACACUUAACUGCAUUCCGAGGAUUUGCAGGGACUUCUGUUCUUAUUCUUGUGGGAUGUGCAACUGAUACUGCAAGAAAAGUUCAAGCAGAGAUAAUAUCUCAAAAGUACAAGAACAUAGAGUUUUAUGACUUCGACAGGUAUGGGCCCUAAAUGGGGAUAGCAAGUUGAAGACCGGACGAGGAUGAGAAGACCAUUUUGCAAUGACUAAUUCUGUUUACGAUAUCUUCUCUAAUAGGUUUGAUGGUAAUGCUUGCUAUGACCAUCAUACUCCGUCCAUGGUCAAUUUUCCCUAGCAUAAGAUCAACUAAGGAUGUUUCUUGUACAUAUGCUGCUCUGCGGCCACAAUUCUUCGUUCAAUAUAUUACAAGGUGAUUGAAAACUUGUAAUAUGCUUA